AUGUUUCAGCUGUCAGUGAGUAACCUUGGUAUGCAAGCUGGUGAUUUCACCGACAAGGUUGCUGUUGUUGUAGAUUGCCUGUGGGAGUGCCUAGUAUAUGGUAGAUAUUCAGAAAUCGAGCCACAGCUACUGGGUCUGCCCGAAGUACUUUUUUCAACAAGAGCAUGCCGUCAGGCCUGUUUAUUUUCAUCAAAAGGGUCGACUUUAUGUAGCCUUUCAAACUUGCGACAGAGCCUUUUUGGCUGUGCAGUCACCAUCAAACCACGGAAUAAGAGGGACCGCUCGAUGACUGACAGAGUGCAAUGGGCCAGGGGCGUCUACAGAAGGGGGAGGAAGAGGCAAUUGCCUCCAUUUUAA
Helobdella robusta is the source of this 357-nucleotide messenger RNA. RefSeq lists its product as hypothetical. The record is from RefSeq and is a predicted model, not a curated record. The transcript has 3 exons. Bases 1 to 357 code for a protein of 118 amino acids. NCBI's taxonomy places the organism in Eukaryota, Metazoa, Annelida, Clitellata, Rhynchobdellida, Glossiphoniidae.